Messenger RNA from Brassica oleracea var. oleracea, 837 nucleotides. RefSeq lists its product as uncharacterized. The record is from RefSeq and is a predicted model, not a curated record. The transcript is spliced from 2 exons. Lineage: Eukaryota; Viridiplantae; Streptophyta; Magnoliopsida; Brassicales; Brassicaceae. The coding region runs from base 77 to 385 and encodes 102 amino acids.
ACAGCUAUUGAAUCCUCAAAAGCCUUCUCUUCAUUACACCUUUGAUGUAAAACAACUCAGAACAGGUAGGAACAUCAUGCACAUCCUAAGUAUUUUGAUGAUGUUUCCUCAUGUUUCUAGCAUGUCUAUGUUUCUCAUAACUACCCUUGCUAUUAUCAUCAUCUCGACCGUAAUGGCAAGACCCUCUUUCUCUACUUCCAAAUCUUCAUCAUCUCAAGAUUUAGAUUCUUCCUAUAAGGUGAAAUCCAAGAGCUUUCUACCAAAGUUGUAUGGAGAUUACGGGUUUUGGAACCCUAGCCCGGUUUACGGAGGCGGUUUUCCUUAUCCUGGCCCAGUUCCUCAUGGCAGUGUAGGUUCGAAACAGAGACAUAAGAAGCCAAAAUGAGGCCAGAAGCUAUGUUGCAUAUGUUCUUCAACAAAGUUACUUGUGGGUAAAAGCGUUAGGUAUAUUGGGGUUCUAUGAAAAAGAUAAUGCUAAGGCAUGCAUACUUACGGCAUAUGAAUAAUGUAUGCAUGCGCUUGCUUGUGUUUUGUCAUAGGUAUAUACAGACUAAUAGUCAUAUACACAUUUUGUUCCAUUCUCUAGGUAAACCAUGUAUGUGUAAAUGUAAUCUUAAGAAGUGUCAUUACUCAAAAUGAUGAGUAAUAGUUGUUCUCAAGAAACUUUCCUAUAAAAACUAUGGAGAGCAAUAAUAAACUAACACAACAGGAAAUGUUCUAAGACCAAAUUGUAACGCCCCAGUUCGUCUGUAGGUUCCACCAUCGAGCCGACAGUUGGUAUGUUAAUUUUUAGAGGUUUAGAAGAUUUAUUUACUUUAGUGACAAAAAAAAAAGAAG